Antrostomus carolinensis (chuck-will's-widow) is the source of this 2847-nucleotide messenger RNA. RefSeq names its product activating signal cointegrator 1 complex subunit 3 (gene ASCC3). Lineage: Eukaryota; Metazoa; Chordata; Aves; Caprimulgiformes; Caprimulgidae. The annotation marks the transcript as partial. The record is from RefSeq and is a predicted model, not a curated record. Gene Ontology annotation, cellular component: nucleus. Gene Ontology annotation, molecular function: nucleic acid binding; ATP binding. The transcript has 20 exons.
AUUGCUCUUGGAACAGUAACUAAUGUGGAAGAAGCAGUAAAGUGGAUAAGUUACACUUACCUUUAUGUACGGAUGAGAGCAAAUCCAUUAGUAUAUGGCAUCAGUCACAAAGCUUAUCAGAUGGAUCCAGGUCUAGAAAAGCACAGAGAACAAUUGGUAAUUGAAGUCGGCAGAAAACUGGACAAAGCCCGCAUGAUUCGCUUUGAAGAACGAACUGGCUUUUUUUCUUCAACAGAUUUAGGCAGAACUGCCAGCCACUACUAUAUUAAAUACAAUACUAUAGAGACUUUCAAUGAAUUGUUUGAUGCUCAUAAAACAGAAGGUGAUAUUCUUGCUAUAGUAUCAAAAGCUGAAGAAUUCGAACAGAUAAAGGUAAGAGAAGAAGAAAUAGAAGAGCUGGAUACCUUACUGAAUGAUUUCUGUGAACUUCCUACUCCAGGAGGUGUAGAAAACAGUUAUGGAAAAAUUAAUAUCCUCCUUCAAACAUAUAUUAGCAGAGGAGAGAUGGACAGCUUCUCCCUUAUUUCAGAUUCUGCAUAUGUUGCACAGAAUGCAGCUCGUAUUGUUCGAGCUCUUUUUGAGAUUGCCCUUAGGAAACGUUGGCCUGCAAUGACAUAUCGACUACUGAAUCUCAGCAAAGUCAUUGACAAGCGGCUGUGGGGCUGGGUUAGCCCUUUGAGACAGUUCUCAGUGUUACCACCAUCAGUCCUCUCAAAGUUGGAAGAGAAGAAUCUCACUAUAGACAAGAUGAAGGACAUGAGAAAAGAUGAAAUAGGUCAUAUGCUGCAUCAUGUGAAGAUUGGGUUAAAGGUAAAACAGUGUGUCCAUCAAAUCCCCUCCAUCAUAAUGGAAGCCACAAUUCAGCCAAUUACCCGCACGGUCCUCCGAGUUCGGCUGAACAUCGCUCCUGACUUUACGUGGAAUGAUCAGGUACAUGGCACUGUUGGAGAGCCCUGGUGGAUUUGGGUAGAAGACCCUACUAAUGAUCACAUUUAUCAUUCAGAAUACUUCAUCAUUCAAAAAAAACAGGUGAUUAGUAAAGAACCUCAACUGCUAGUGUUCACAAUUCCAAUUUUUGAACCUCUUCCUUCUCAAUAUUACAUUCGAGCUGUGUCCGACAGAUGGUUAGGAGCAGAGGCUGUGUGUAUCAUAAAUUUUCAACAUUUGAUUCUUCCAGAGAGACAUCCACCCCACACAGAACUUCUAGAUCUUCAGCCUUUGCCUAUCACAGCCUUGGGACAUCGGGAAUAUGAAGUCCUGUACAAAUUUACACACUUCAACCCUAUCCAGACGCAGAUAUUUCAUACACUUUAUCACACAGACUGUAAUGUUCUUCUUGGAGCGCCUACAGGUUCUGGAAAAACUGUUGCAGCUGAAUUAGCCAUCUUCAGAGUUUUUAACAAGUAUCCCACAUCAAAGGCGGUGUAUAUCGCGCCCUUAAAAGCACUCGUUCGUGAAAGAAUUGAGGACUGGAAAGUUAGGAUUGAAGAAAAACUUGGUAAAAAGGUUGUAGAGUUGACAGGAGAUGUGAGUCCUGAUAUGAGAGCUAUUGCCCAAGCUGACCUGAUUGUUACUACACCAGAGAAGUGGGAUGGUGUCAGCAGAAGCUGGCAGAACAGAAGCUAUGUUCAGAAAGUUUCCAUUCUUAUAAUAGAUGAGAUCCAUCUGCUAGGGGAUGAGAGAGGCCCAGUACUGGAAGUCAUUGUGUCUCGAACAAACUUCAUCUCAUCUCACACAGAGAAGCCUGUAAGAGUAGUUGGUUUGUCUACUGCUUUAGCAAAUGCCAGAGACCUUGCUGACUGGCUAAAUAUUAAUCAGAUGGGUCUGUUCAACUUCCGACCAUCAGUACGCCCUGUUCCUCUGGAGGUCCACAUUCAGGGCUUCCCUGGUCAGCAUUACUGUCCUCGCAUGGCUAGCAUGAACAAACCUGCAUUUCAGGCAAUUCGGAGUCAUUCUCCAGCCAAGCCUGUUCUUAUUUUUGUGUCAUCCAGACGUCAGACAAGGCUCACUGCCUUAGAUCUGAUAGCUUUCCUAGCCACUGAGGAUGAUCCCAAACAAUGGCUGAAGAUGGAUGAAAGAGAGAUGAAUGACAUUAUAGUGACAGUUAGAGAUUCAAAUCUGAAGCUGACGCUUGCUUUUGGGAUAGGCAUGCACCAUGCGGGUCUGCAUGAAAGAGACAGGAAAACUGUGGAAGAAUUGUUUGUGAAUUGCAAAAUCCAGGUUCUUAUUGCCACAAGCACAUUAGCUUGGGGUGUAAAUUUUCCAGCUCAUUUAGUAAUUGUUAAAGGAACAGAAUACUAUGAUGGAAAAACAAGGCGUUAUGUGGAUUAUCCCAUUACAGAUGUACUUCAGAUGAUGGGACGUGCUGGGAGACCACAGUUUGAUGACCAAGGAAAAGCUGUAAUUCUAGUUCAUGACAUUAAGAAAGACUUCUACAAAAAAUUCCUUUAUGAACCUUUCCCAGUGGAAUCGAGCUUGUUAGAAGUGCUGGCUGACCACUUGAAUGCUGAAAUUGCUGCUGGAACUAUUACUUCUAAGCAGGAUGCUAUGGAUUAUAUUACCUGGACUUAUUUCUUCCGUCGACUUAUAAUGAACCCAACUUACUAUAACUUGGAAGAUGUGAGCCAUGACACUAUGAAUAAGUACCUCUCAAGCCUUGUUGAGAAAUCUCUCUUUGAUUUGGAAUGCUCCUACUGUAUUGAAAUUGGGGAGGAUAAUCGCAGCAUUGAACCUCUGACAUACGGCCGCAUUGCUUCCUAUUACUAUUUGAAACAUCCGACCAUUGGCAUGUUCAAAGAUCAGUUGAAACCUGAAAGCAACAUUGAAGAAUUGCUCUUAAUUCUGACA